CGUGAGUGUGAGACACCCCUCUUACAUAUAAUGCGGUGAACUCAGUUUCAGAUCUGCAGUCAUAGGGUGUGGACGCUUUUGAAGACAACUAUAUUCAUUUUGGUUUGGGUUACAAUGUCUGCUGCAAAAAGAAAAAAAAUUCUGACUGUCAAUGAAGCCUUAGAUCUUUUAGAAGAGUUGGAUGAUGUCAAAGACUUGUACAUCGAGCCCCCAGAUGUAAGCAACCUGACUGAUGAAGAUUCUGGUCCCGAGGAUGAAGGCACCGUCUUUCACCCAGAAAGCCUAUCCGGAAACCAAUUAUUAGCCCCUGCUGAAUUCCGAGCUUCUCGUCGUGAAGAAGAUGAAGAAGAAGAGGAAGAUGAAGAAUCUCUUGUAGAACAGAAUGAAACAAGAAAGAAACCUACAAGGAAGAAGCGUAAAGUGUCAGAGACUUCUGCAAAGAUAAAGUGGGGGAAGAAUAAGGGAACAGCGGCUCAAGCAGGUUUUUUCCCUGAAGUAAAUUGCAGUAAGUAUAGAGACUUUAACUUUGUAGAACUUUUUGAGCUCUUCUUUGACGAAGAAAUCCUUGCACACAUGAAAGAACAAGUGACAAAAUACUGUUUGAUGAAAAAUUGGCCUGAUAUAUGUGUAUCCAUAAAUGAACUAAAGGUUUUUCUGGCCAUUUUGAUAGUUUCUGGCUACAACUCAUUGCCUAGCCAAUCUAUGUAUUGGUCAUAUGACCCUGAUCUACACAACAAAGCUAUAUGUGAUGCAAUGCGUCGGGACAGAUUUGAUUCCAUCAAGAAAUGCCUUCAUUUCAACGCCAGUACCGAUCAAGACAAAAAUGAUAAAUACACCAAACUACGCCCUCUGAUCACUCAUCUCCAAGAGAAAUUUAUGGAACACUUCAUCCCUUCACAGUGUAUAUCACAUGAUGAGGCAAUGGUGAAAUAUUUUGGGAAACAUGGGUGUAAACAGUCCAUUCGCAACAAACCUAUUCGUUUUGGCUAUAAAAUAUGGUGCCAAAACACUACCUCUGGCUACCUGCAUGCCUUUGAUCCAUACCAAGGCAAGACUUACAAAGGGGAUGAAAACAUGGAAAGUGACCUUGGAAAAGCUGCCUCUACUGUUAUGCAUCUCAUUGGGGGGUACAGUGAUAGUGCAAAAGUUCUGCCAUACCAUUUCUUUUUUGACAACUUUUUCACUACUGUUCCACUGUUAGUAGAGUUAGCCAAGAGAGGCUAUGAUGGAACAGGAACCAUUAAAAGUAAUAGGUUAGAUAAAACCUGCCCUCUACCCAGUGUUGCUCAAAUAGAUAAGAAAGAAAGGGGAGCUGUUUCAUCGGUGUCAGGAAAAGUACAUUCAAAGGAAAUAAAAGUAACAAGAUGGAAAGAUAAUGCAGUCGUAACUGUAUGUUCUACACUCCAUGGUGAAAAUCCUACAGGAAAAGCGAAAAGGUGGUCAAAGAAAGACAAUAAGCAUGUACAAAUAGAUAUUCCUAAAGCUGUUCAGGUUUACAACAGCAACAUGGGUGGGACGGAUAGGAUGGAUCAGAAUAUCAAUGCGUAUCGCAUUGGUAUUCGAGGAAAAAAGUGGUGGUGGUGUCUUUUCACAUGGAUGGUAGAUGCUGCUAUUCACAAUGCUUGGCAAAUAGCUCGAAGCAGAGGAACAAACAUUGACCAGUUGAUGUUUAGGCGAGAGGUAGCCAUGGCCUACUUAUUCAUGUAUAAAGUAGAGCCAAAGGCCCAGGGAGAAGGAAGCUUUUUGUACCUGGUGUUGAAGAAAUGA
This is a messenger RNA of Eriocheir sinensis (Chinese mitten crab), 1767 nucleotides long. Its product is annotated as piggyBac transposable element-derived protein 2-like. NCBI's taxonomy places the organism in Eukaryota, Metazoa, Arthropoda, Malacostraca, Decapoda, Varunidae. Gene Ontology annotation, molecular function: sequence-specific DNA binding. The transcript has 2 exons. The record is from RefSeq and is a predicted model, not a curated record. The coding region runs from base 115 to 1767 and encodes 550 amino acids.